Messenger RNA from Eleginops maclovinus (Patagonian blennie), 1990 nucleotides. RefSeq names its product coagulation factor IXb (gene f9b). Gene Ontology annotation, molecular function: calcium ion binding; serine-type endopeptidase activity. NCBI's taxonomy places the organism in Eukaryota, Metazoa, Chordata, Actinopteri, Perciformes, Eleginopidae. The record is from RefSeq and is a predicted model, not a curated record. Gene Ontology annotation, cellular component: extracellular region. Gene Ontology annotation, biological process: proteolysis.
AUACACAUAUUCACAAGUGAUUCAAAUCACACAAUUCUUUCAGUGUAUUUACUCUCUCUAACACACACAUACAAACACACACACUCACUGCAGCCUCUCAGGUGAGUAAACAGUGCUUUUUUGUACUUUGGAGUGGUGGAGCUGUGUCUCCAGCGCUGAGUUCAGGCUUUAGCUCUACAGUCAAAAGCAGAAGGACAACUGACUACAACAAGAUGGCCAGAGUUUGUUUACUGGCUUUUAUUGCUGGAUUACUACUGGAGGAGUACGGACUGGCCGCUGUAAUCGCUGAGGAAAACACAGGAGCUGUGUUUGUGUCUAAGAACAAGGCGGACGCGGUGCUGCGUCGGCAACGUAGGUUCAACACCCCUUUUGAAGAAGUGUUUCAACCAGCUAACCUGGAGCGGGAAUGUAAAGAGGAAAUUUGCACAAUGGAGGAGGCCAGGGAGGUGUUUGAGGAUAUUGACAAAACUAUGACUUUCUGGGCAUCCUACAUCGAUGGGGACCAGUGUAAGCCCCCCCCCUGCCAAAAUGGAGCUUCAUGUGAAGAUGGGGUAAACACAUAUGUCUGCUGGUGCAAACCAAAUUUUGACGGCAAGAACUGUGAGAUUGAGUUGACAAAGCAGUGUUUGGUCAACAAUGGUGGGUGCUCCCAUUUCUGUUUCAUGAAGGAGGAUAUACCCGUGUGUAAGUGUGCGGCCGGUUACGCACUGGCGCCAGACAAAAGGAGCUGUGAACCUACAGAACAAUUCAGCUGUGGUCUUGUGGAGUUGUCCUCUAACUCUAACACCAGGUUCCUUGUAAUUCCGCGGUCAUCAAACACAACACACAGCUCUGAGAGAAAAGACAAUUCCAGCGACACCCUGGAGGAUUACCACUAUGAAGAAGAUCUACUGGAGUUUUUUGAUUACAUCCAAGCAAAUGAUUCCGACCCAUCCAACAUCACUUUGGCCUCUGCAGCAAAGAUCAGAUCAGUGAGGUCGGAUUCAAGCUCCUCUGUAAAUCCAGCGGAGAUUGUUAUGAAUAUUGAAGAGCAGAGUAAUGUCUCUGAAGUGGCCUCAGAGAAAGAGCAGCCGCCAUCAUGGGUUUUCUUCCCCACACUCCCCACCAUCAAAAAGAAAGUAAACACUAACGAGAGGAUCGUGGGAGGCAAUGAGGCCAUUCGUGGAGAAAUACCUUGGCAGGUGACCCUGAUGUCUCGCUCGCCCACCCAUCAGAGAGCGCAGCUGUUCUGUGGAGGAUCUCUUCUCACUGAAUUAUGGGUCAUCACCGCUGCCCAUUGUCUGUUGCCAGCAAAGAUCUCUCAACAUGGCUUCUUUGUCAGAAUAGGUGAACAUGAUGUGAACAAGGAUGAGGGUCCGGAGCGAGACCAUGAAGUCGCAGAGCAGCAUAUACACCCCCUGUACAAUGACAAGAAGUCCCUGUUUAACCACGAUAUUGCUCUGCUGAAGCUCGCCAAUCCAGUGGAACUGUCCAACGAACGCCGUCCCAUCUGCUUUGGCCCCAAAGACUUUAUAGAAAAGAUCUUGAGGAGCUCAAGCAGCUCUAUGGUGAGCGGAUGGGGCCAGGUGAAGUUUCGAGGCCCCCAGGCCAGCAUGCUUCAGAAGCUGGAGGUCCCUCACGUGGACCGAACCAUGUGUAAACAGAGCAGCCGGGAGCACGUCACACGCUACAUGUUCUGUGCCGGCUACCAUAGUGAACAGAAGGAUUCAUGCCAGGGGGAUAGUGGGGGUCCGCAUGCCACCAAAUACGAAGGCACUUGGUUCCUGACAGGCAUCGUCAGCUGGGGGGAGGAGUGUGCCGGGGACGGGAAGUAUGGAGUCUACACUCGAGUAUCAAGAUACUACCAGUGGAUCAGUCAGAAAACUGGCCUCAGAGUUGAGAACUGACAAACAUGUGAAGGAAUAACACGGCAGUCAGACAACAGAAAACAUGUGAAGUGAACUACUGAAUCAUGCUGAUAUGGAUUCUUCAAUAAAAGGUCAUUAAAAUA